UCGGUCUGUGUGGAGCUAACGUAACUGAGGGACAGAGACCGAGUGUUGUUUUGAAUUUGCUAGAAAACACCGACUGGAGGAGGGGGUUAGUGCCUGUUAAGAAGAUGGCGGAUGUAGGAGGCGAUGAAACUCGGUCGGCUCUCCCUACGGCAUCCCGCAACGGUCCAGUUGUCGGUUCCUCGGCGGGCCAGAACGCAGCCACGGUAACGUCAGGUCCACGAAUAGUUAGGAUCGUCAAGUCGGAGUCCGGUUACGGCUUCAAUGUUCGCGGUCAAGUCAGCGAAGGAGGGCAACUGCGAAGCAUCAACGGGGAACUGUACGCUCCUCUUCAGCAUGUCAGCGCUGUUUUGCCCGGAGGUGCUGCAGACCGAGCUGGGAUAGUGAAGGGUGACAGGAUCCUGGAAGUUAAUGGUGUGAGCGUGGAAGGUGCAACCCAUAAGCAGGUGGUGGACCUGAUCCGUGCAGGAGAAAAGGAGCUGGUUCUCGCUGUGCUGUCUAUUCCACCUCAGGAAGCUGAUGGAUUGGAAGGAGGAGAGGAUGUCCAACCCAACUACGAUUACAGUGACAAACAGGCUGUGCCCAUUUCUAUUCCCACAUACAAGCAUGUAGAGCAGCACUCGGAGAGGUUUGUGGUGUACAACGUGUAUAUGUCAGGUAGACAGCUGUGCUCAAAACGCUACCGUGAGUUUGCCAUUCUGCACCAGAACCUGAAGAGGGAAUUUUCCAACUUCAACUUCCCCAAGCUUCCUGGUAAAUGGCCCUUCUCCCUCUCCGAACAGCAGCUGGAUGCUCGUCGUAGAGGCCUGGAGGAAUAUCUGGAGAGAGUGUGUUCUGUCCGGGUGAUCGGGGAGAGUGACAUCAUGCAGGAGUUUCUGUCGGAAUCAGAUGAGAAUUACAAUGGCGUGACAGAUGUAGAGCUGCGGAUAGCCCUGCCAGACAAGACCACCAUCUCCGUCAGAGUCCGUAAAAACAGUACCACAGACCAGGUGUACCAGGCAUUAGUGAUGAAGGUCGGCAUGGACAGUAUUAUGGCGAGCUACUUUGCCCUUUUCGAAGUCAUCAACCAUUCCUUUGUGAGGAAGCUGGCACCUAAUGAGUUCCCACACAAGCUUUAUGUGCAGAACUACACAUCAGCUGUUCCGGGUACUUGCUUAGCGCUCCACAAGUGGUUGUUCAGUAUCCAGGAGGAGGAGUUACUCAGAGAUAACCCGUUGGCGCUGCACUACUGCUUUCACCAAGCACUGGAUGAUGUGAAGAAGGGAUUCAUAAAAACAGAGGACAAAUCCUACCAGCUGCAGAAACUGGCAGAGCAGCGCAAGAUGGCCACAUACCUGAGCCUGUUGCGGACAUGUGAAGGUUACAAUGAGGUGGUCUUCCCUCAUUGCUCCUGUGACUCCAGAAGGAAGGGCCAUGUCAUCACAGCUAUCAGCAUCCAUCACUUCAAGCUGCACGCUUGCACUGAGGACGGCUCACUGGAGAACCAGGUAAUAGCUUUUGAGUGGGCAGAGAUGCAGCGUUGGGACACUGAUGAGGAGGGGAUGGCUUUCUGCUUUGAGUACGCCAGAGGAGAGAAGAAACCUCGCUGGGUUAAAAUUUUUACCCCAUAUUUCAACUACAUGCACGAGUGUUUUGAGCGUGUCUUUUGUGAGCUGAAGUGGAGGAAACAGGUCGAGGAGGAGGCAUCUGAUAAAGACAACAAAAACUGCAGUAACAGUGAGUAUCUGCCACCUUUGGAGACGCAACAGAAGGGAUGGCGCCACCUAGGGGGGGAGAUUGCAACUUCCUAAAACCAUUCAACAUCACUGGAACUAGAACUGGUCCACUCGCAUCAUCACAACCACCCCAGAGAGCGCCCAUCGACAAACACAGAAAGUGAGAGACUGAGGCAAUCCUCUACCCCAGAAACAAACUGGAAAUUACCAGUUUGGGAAAUUGGAAUUGUCCCACUUGUCCGAAUCCAGGGAUGCACGGAGUGGGAGGAGGAAAAUAAGCAUAAGCCAGCUUUCAUGUAAUUUACUAGAUCUCCAUAGUGUUUCUGUUGUUUCCUCCAUGCAUCUGUCCUGCAAUAGGGGGCACAACACUGGCACAUUCUCACCGCUGGAUGAGAUGAGACGUAUUAUUCUGUGCAUGAUUGGACAGGGUUGCCACGGCGCUGUAGGAGCCAUUCGUGCAGAAAGAGCACCUCAUUGAAACACCAUGACAGAGCUGACUUCUGGGAUGAAAAUGUGACUGACAGACUCACUCAGCCCAAAUCCCACAGCAUAGGCCUUGAAUGGUAAACUGAGAGGGGGGGGGGGGGCACACAUGAAAUUUACUCGUUUUUGUUUUGUUUUUUUUGGGGGGUUUUUUUGUUGUUUUUUUUUUUUUUUUUUUUUUUGCUUUCACAGUCAUUGAGAAAGGAAGAAGGCAAAAUCAAACUUUACACUGACGCUGGACAUUCAUACAAAAUAAUGUUUUCUAUCUCUGGGGUCCUCAUUGUCCUGUCAUUGUCAGAAAAUAUAGGCUGCACAACUGUAACAAAAUGAAUGUUCAGAACUAUUUGUAUGUUUAACAAUCAUAACAAUUCUGAUCAAAUAUAGAUUAAUAUAAGAGUUAUAAAAUAUGCUUUCUUCAUCUAACACAGUAAAACACUGGCUGAAUUACAUUUAAGAGGCUCCAGCUAAUCUCCAUUUUUCAUUUUGUCUCAUGGUCCAACCCACACUGCAGAGUAAUGUCUGGAUGUUUAUCCCCAUGGCAAAUGUUGUAUUGUGACAAUUUUGCAUUGCUUGGAACUUGAGUGUGGAAGGCUUUGUCAGUCUCAGUUCUGCAUGAAUAAUCUCUUGAGGAGACGGUUGAUGAGCCAGAGCGUUAAUGUUAUUGAAAUGUCACACCUGACAUAUGGAGAGUCUUACCAGCAGAUUGUGAAUAUAAACAACCAAUUUUAUGUGUGUACGAACGUGUACUGAGUUGCAGUUUUCUGAACUGGCAGCAGGGGGCAGCAGAGCAUAAAACUGACUGAAGUCCGUGAACUGAAAUGGAAGUUCUCUCAGAGAGCCUUAGUGAUCCCUCUGGGCCUGUAACUCGACCAAAAGUAUCACUCCCCUUCAGUUUGUCCAUUAAGAAAGUCAGGAGGAAAGAUUCUGUGUGUUGUAUAGUAAGUAGAUGAUGCACAGAGUUGUGUGAGUGCAACCAUCGCUGUCAGCGUACAGAGCAAUGCAGCCGUUUGUCUGCCUUGUUCUACACAUGCAUAGGUCCAGUAUUAGUUGUGUGCAUUUGCACAUAAUGUGUGAUUUUACAGUAAACUACACUUAUAUAUGAAUUUAAUUUUUGUAUUUUUUUUUUUGUUGCUGUUAACGUUUAACAUCUUUGUCAUUUGAACUAUGUAGAAAACAGCUUUAUAUUCUGAGAAAAAAAAAACUCUUCUGAAUGGUGUCAGUGUGCAUGAGUGUAUUGCUUUCAGUUUUACCCUGGUGCAGUAGUUUUGUUUAUCCCACUAAGGGCUUGUAGUUGAUCUCAUCUCAUUCAUAACAGAUACAUUCAUGUGUACCACUUAGCAAUCCCCAAAAGCCUGAAAUUGAGAACAAUGUUUUUAUAUUCACACUAAAUUUAAGAGCACAGGUUCAAAUUCCUCUUCCCAAUCUUUUUUUUUUUUUUUUUUCUCUCUCGCUCUCUCUCUCUUUAGAGCUUUAGUUUCAGCUCAUUAAAUGUUUGUCACGCCUGAAUUUUGUCAUAAUGAGCUUUCAGUUAGUUACCUCAAAGGAUGCUCAUGUGCAUGCGUUGUGCGUGUCCUCUACUUUUAUCAGUGACAUUGCUGAUAAGCUUUUAGACUCUUAUUGGACGUGUCUGAUGAGCUGCCUGUGUGAGCGCCAGCAAAUGAAGAUGGGAAUUUGUAUCUGUAGGACAGCAGAGACGCCAGACAGAUUUAGACAAAUGGGAAAUGUCCCCUAUUGUCUAGAAAUCAUUCACAGCCACUCAUUCUGUUUCAGCUAAACACACACAGAGAAAUAUCCCUGUCUCUCUGCUACACUGA
Messenger RNA from Melanotaenia boesemani (Boeseman's rainbowfish), 4009 nucleotides. RefSeq names its product sorting nexin 27a (gene snx27a). Gene Ontology annotation, biological process: intracellular protein transport; signal transduction. Lineage: Eukaryota; Metazoa; Chordata; Actinopteri; Atheriniformes; Melanotaeniidae. The record is from RefSeq and is a predicted model, not a curated record. The transcript has 13 exons. The coding region runs from base 105 to 1787 and encodes 560 amino acids. Gene Ontology annotation, molecular function: phosphatidylinositol-3-phosphate binding; protein binding. Gene Ontology annotation, cellular component: early endosome.